GGGAAGCAGGAGACAUACAGGGUUCAUUUCCCCAGGGCAGGCUCAUUCCGUUGCUCUGAAACCGAACUGGGGCUCGAGGUGAGGGCAGCCGUGACUGUCCACUAUGGAUAUGACUCCUGGGAUCAGCAUCUGAGCGCAUCUGAGAAGCAGCAAUGGAUGGUAGCUGGCCCUUUGUUCAACAUCCGGGUGGUGGAACCAGCUGAGGCCGGGGCUGUGGCAGCCGUUCACCUCCCACACUUCCUGUGCCUUGCAGGAGCAGAUGUUGAUGUUUCUCAGCUUCAAGUUGCCCGUUUUGUUGACUGUGGGAUGACCCUGGAAAGUCCAACGCGGGUGAGGCCGUUCCAUGCUGUGCUGGAGAACCCCAGCUUCUCUCCAAUUGGACUGCUUUGGAAACAGAUCUAUUCUACGCUAUUUCCUCCAGUGCACUCACUGGUGCUGCUUUACCGGUCCAGCAGGGCCGCAAACAUAACCCUCCAUCUCUACCUGAUACCCAGGGAUCUCUCACUAGCACAGGCGAUUGAUGAGAAUGAAAAGAACUACCAAUCAAUACGAGUUCGCAAGCCUUCUAAAACCAAGCCCCUGCACUUUGGAUCUUGUUAUAUUGUGUCUAGUUCAUCAAGCAUAGAGGUCACUCCUGAUGCGCUGGAGUUCUGCAAUAUGACAGUUCAUCCGCUGGAUCCAGACAUGGAAAUCUACACUGAAGACUUGAGGGACAGACUGAACCUCUGCCUGAUGGAGGAAAAUGACAGGGGAUUGGUCUGGAAGGCCACUGUGAGACCAGGGGAUGUGACACUUCCUGGUUCCACCCCUACACGAGCAGACAUCCAAGACAAGAUGCCUGAGACCUUGAGAGAUGCCCUGCAGAAGACUCUGGAUGAGCUGGGGAGUACAGAUAUCAAGAGAUUCAAGUCUAAAUUGAACCAUAUGGAGCUACCAGAGGGGUACAAGAGAAUCCCCAAUGGGAUGCUGGAGGAGGCCGACUCCCUGACCGUGUGUGAGCUGCUGGUGCAGUACUACACAAUGGAUGGGGCUGUUGAGGUGGCCAUUCAAGCCCUGAAGGGAAUCAACCAGAAUGAGCUGGCAGGAAUGCUUGAGAUGGACACCAGGAGAAUUCCAGCUGGCAUUGAUUCAGUGUGUAGCCGUUUUGCUGCAGUGGAGUUGGGAUCGCCCAUCUGAAGAUGAGCACACGCCUAACAGAACUGAACUCAUCACAGCUGGGGCAGCGAAGUCUCUCCGUUCGUCCGAAGACACGUUAGCAAGAUUCAGUGCGAGCCUUUCCGUGCACCAGGCGGCCAGUGACAGCAGCUUAUCCCUGAGGAAGCAGAAGCCACCUGUCACCACAGCACAGCUCCGAGGGCUGGCCCCGGAGCAGGAGUCUGUUUCCCAGGCAGAAAUCCCUUUGGUGCUGAUCACGGUAUUAGCUGAGUGAGUCACAAACAUUAACUAGUUGGCUCAGCACCCGAUGAUCUAGGGAACUAUUGUCCGCCUGUCACUGCAUGGACUGGUUCCUUGGGGACCGCAAUGUGCCAGCCUUAGGGUGCAACACCCAGGGCCAUAUGGUGGGAGCUUGUGACUGGAAAGCAGCCUGCUGAGAGCAUAAGGGCACCCUGAGCUCCCUCCGGGAGAGUCUGGGGAGGGAGGCUGCUGGGGGAGGGCAGCUGGUAACUCUCCAGAGCCCAGAAGAGAGACCUGCAAGGAGCUGGGAUGAACCUCAGCUAGCAGGAUGCAAAGGACUUCAACCAGAACACACUGUCUUAGGAAAAAUAUAAAACAGAUUUAUUAACUACAGAAAGAUAGAUUUUAAGUGAUUUUAAAUAAUAGGCAUAAAAGGUCAGAGAUAGGUACCAAAGAAAAUAAAAGGUAAGUGCACAGUCUAAAUCUUAAACCUUAUUACGCUAGGCAGUAUUUGGAUCAAGCAGUUUUCUCACCCCACUGGAUUUUACAGUUCUUAAUACACAGGCUUCCCCUUUUGAGCCUGGGACCGGUCUCCUCAGGUGACGUUGCUGUCUUCUCAGCAGUCUUGUUGCUUCCAGUGUAGGUGGGGAAGGAGGAAGGCCAAGGCAUGAUACCACUGUCCCAUAUUAUAUACCCUUGGGCAUGUGCCUGUUAAACACUAGCACAGACACAUCCUGUGGGCUUUGCUGAGUCGCAGAGUUGAGCGAUCCCCCUGGUGUGCUCCUUCUGCAACCGAGGGCUUUUCUACACUGUCAAGUUACUGCGCUGAAACUUUCUCACUGGGGGUGUGAAAAAUCACACACACCCUGAGCACAGCAAGUUUCAGCGUUGUAAAGUGCCAGUUUUGACAGGCUCCCAGGACUGGGAGCUAUGCCCCUUUCAAGGUGUUUUUUUUUAAGCGCUGGGAGAGCAUGGAGGUCUGUGCUGCCAUAUCAGUGACAUCCAGGGAAGCCUGCAAGCUGGUCCUGGCUACCAGUUGUCUUUCAGUAAGCAAGGUCUUGAAUUGUGCUCUUUUAUCUUUGGGAAGGUCGGUCAUAAACCCAAAUAGCUUCCCAUAAUUGUCGUAAUCAUACUUUGAGAGGAUGCUGUAAUUAGCGACCCUGAAUUGUAAAGUAGACAAGGUAUUGACCUACCGGCCUAAGAAGUCUAGUCUCUUGUGCUCUUUACCCUUAGGUAUGGCUUUGAAAUGAGGUUGUUUGGAGCUAUGGAUGUUGUAGCCACUGGGGACAAUGGUGGAGACCUGAGUUGGCCUCUAGGUGGUGAAGAGGUUCUGGCAUAGGGGGCUCAAUAUCUUUCCUCUUCACUCAUCUGUGUCCUUGAGUUUCCCCUCUGGUUCCCCCUAUCCCAUAUCCUCCCUGCCUUUCCCUAUGACUUCAGACUCCUGGGACAGAGUUGAGUGGGGGAAUGAGAGCUGGUGGCCACAGAGAUCAACCCAUUUCCUAGAAUCAGGGAACUGAUUGGGACAGGUUAGGUCACUGAGAGUCUGUGGAUGCAUCAACCCACUUUAAUCACAGAGCGCAAGGAGAGACUCACUUUUAGCAAACACACACACAUGCUCCCCUAUCCAACUUCCUCACUAUUUCAUUGAUUUAUUUAGAUUUAGAUGAGCACUAAUGAAAGAGAGGCCCAUACAGCAUCCUUGGCAUCUCUGCCAAUUUUUUUAAAGAUACACUAAUACACCCAGAUCCCUGAAGCCAACUCUUAUACAGAGCAAUAAUAUAAAUGGCUGAAAUUAAUCAACCACACACACACAAUCCCCAGAGUCUCACACCCAGCCUGACCCAAUGUCUACCUCUUCACAAGCAAGGGAGAAAAGGUAGCUCUUGAAGCAUGCCCUGUGUUAUGUGCAUCUCUCUCUCGCAUGUGCAUACACACACACAUUACAAAAACAUACAAUACUCUUGCUGGAAGACUGAAAUGUAGCAUGAUUAUUUCUUAAAAUUUGGAACAAUAACACACAGAAUCAAAACCAGAGAGAGACAAAGCAGACUGCUCCCUCUGGCAGAGGAGUAUAACUCACUGCGCCUUGCUCUAGGCUGGUUCCCUGUAGACAGACUCAGAUAGCAUGAAUAGUAAACCCAUCUAUAGGACUCAUCACCAUGUAAUUUUGACAGGUUUCCAUCACCCUUUUAUGGUUUAUGUUCCACCCUCCAGUCCCGUUUCUGGUCACGUACACGUUUGGUGCCAUCAGCCAUUUUGAAUUUAUUUUGUUGUUGUGGGGCAUUCUCGGGGUGCUUAUGUGCUUGUAUUUUUACAUGUUUG
Messenger RNA from Mauremys reevesii (Reeves's turtle), 3717 nucleotides. Its product is annotated as NACHT, LRR and PYD domains-containing protein 1-like. The transcript has 8 exons. The record is from RefSeq and is a predicted model, not a curated record. NCBI's taxonomy places the organism in Eukaryota, Metazoa, Chordata, Testudines, Geoemydidae. Bases 157 to 1176 code for a protein of 339 amino acids. Gene Ontology annotation, cellular component: canonical inflammasome complex.